AUGAAUCGUGCGGUUGGGCCGCCGUUGCGCCUUAUCUGUGGUUUCUACCCCUUAAAAUCAGCCUCUUCCGGGCCUGUCCUCGAGGGCCAGGGGCAGGGCUGGGUCCCCUCAGCGCGGAUCCUCUGUCAGGAACCCCACACCCUUCCAGUUCAGUUCAGGCGGCGCUUUAUUGGGUUUCUUCGAACCCCGCGAGGCCCCAGUGCCUCCCACCCCCCGCAACCGCUGCCCUCCCUGCUCCACGCGGUCUCACCGGCUCGUAGUAACGUCCCGGGUCAGUCCGAGCUCCGGGGUCCCCCGACAGGGAAGGACAGGGACCAUGAAGUUAAAGCCGGCCUCCUCCGGAACCGUUACCUCCCAUCGCCCGUGAAGUCCUCUCUCUCUGUUUCCCUUGUGGACCGGUCCCUCUCCCGUUCCGCCUACCCCGACCCCGCCGAGCCCGCCGAGCCCGCCAACCUCUUGCGACGCCGCCGCGCCGAGCGCCGGGAGUUCGAGCCGCGCAGUCACUCCUUUCCACUCUUAUUUCUUCCUCUUCUUUCCUACUUUAGGAAAUAUCAUUCCUUAAUUCAGAAUCAGGCUAGAGAGUUGACCAGCCUACGGCAGAAGAUGAGGAUUGGGAGAGCUGUCUCAUCCCUUCUCAUCCAGCACGUCAAGAACACAGUAACGGCCUUUGAGGAGCUUCACUGCCCACAUCAGCCCUGCUGGGACGCCAGCCCUGCCACUCCUGCUGAUUCAGCUACAUUGCCUAGCAACCUUUCAGGAGCCAGAUCUGCCCAGCCCUCCUGUCCUCUGAGUGGCACCACACCACAUCACAGCACUCUGCCCAACAGGACACUGGAACCUGGACAGCAUGGCAGCAGUGGCCCAUGGGAUGAGAUGAGGCCUCAGAAAAUGAACACAUCUGGGGACCUAUGGACCUUCUCCUCUUUGUACAGGCCCAACUCCAAACCCUCAGGGUCCGACUUGCUGGAGAAGAAUCUUGUUGACAUCCAAAGCCUGCGCCAGCGCUUGGAGAAAUCUGUCUUUAUCAAUGACCGCCUGCAGGAGAGGCUGGAACACGUGCUCAGUAGUGCUGACCAAGGAAAAGGUCCUGCACAGUCAGCCCCAGAUGUCUUCUUUGCAACCCCUCAUUCAUACACUCAGAGUCACUCUUCUGACUCUGAUCAAGAAUUCCUGUAACAUGAUGCCUGGAACCCAGAUAGCAUUUUCGGGUGUGCAACAU
Messenger RNA from Trichechus manatus latirostris (Florida manatee), 1219 nucleotides. RefSeq lists its product as uncharacterized. The record is from RefSeq and is a predicted model, not a curated record. Gene Ontology annotation, molecular function: molecular adaptor activity. The transcript is spliced from 8 exons. Lineage: Eukaryota; Metazoa; Chordata; Mammalia; Sirenia; Trichechidae. Gene Ontology annotation, biological process: regulation of Golgi organization; positive regulation of microtubule nucleation; centrosome cycle. Gene Ontology annotation, cellular component: Golgi apparatus; centrosome. The coding region runs from base 1 to 1176 and encodes 391 amino acids.